GUUUACAUCUCUCCAAAUCUCAGUUAGAGUCCUUCAUAACGCUGAAGAUGUGAUCCAAUAUUAGACUGUCAAAAAGCCUUGUUUCCUUUCGUGCUGGUUCCUGUAAGGAGUAAAAGUAUCAUGUCGAGAGAAAACCUACACAGGAGAGAGAAUUCCAAGUCUCGCACAUCAAUGCGAGAGAAGCUCGUGGAAAAACAGAAAGCAGUGGAUGAACAUGAGAGCAACUUUACAGCUGGUCGUGUCAAUGUGCGGGAGCGAUACCUCCACAGGACUGGAAUACGGGGAAGGAAAAGUUGGAUAUUCUUUGCUGUUUUAUACAUUCUGACUCUUAUUGUCAUUGUGAAUCUUGUGAUGCUUGCCAUCUUGUAUAAUGUCCUGCAAAUAAACAAGGGUGGAAUGAAGUGCUUAUCAUUUUUCAAGACGGGAAAUCUUCGUUUUACUUGUUCAAGUGAUAUGAACUCUGUAACUUUGUACAAGAAUCAAGCUGGAACUUUCAAAGACCACAAUCUGGUCUUAGAUACCGAGGACAAGCAGGUAAGCUGUGUUUAAGAAAAAUUCUUUGAAGAGACAUGAUAGCCUAAU
Messenger RNA from Orbicella faveolata, 582 nucleotides. RefSeq names its product beta-sarcoglycan-like. Lineage: Eukaryota; Metazoa; Cnidaria; Anthozoa; Scleractinia; Merulinidae. The record is from RefSeq and is a predicted model, not a curated record. Gene Ontology annotation, cellular component: sarcolemma; sarcoglycan complex. Gene Ontology annotation, biological process: muscle organ development.